AUGGAGCAAAUGCUCCAUCAGGCCCUGGAAGAUGCCGGGAGCAACACUGAUGCCGAAUUGCAGUUGGUGGCAUUUAAAGGCACCACGGUGUGUCACUAUGGUCUGGGCCACCAUGGUGACCUCAUCCACGGGCAGCUGCUGGUAAGCUUGGGCCAGGUCCAACUUGGCAAAGAGUUUGCCCUGGCCCAAGAAUUGAUCCAGAAGCAGAAUGCAAAGAUGGCAGCCGUGCCCUACAUCCCAGGUCCGGACUGCCUACGCCCUUUUACCCGUGAGUCCCUUAAAGCUAUAGAGAAACGGAUUGCAGAGCGGGAAGCUGAGAAAUUGAAGAACCAACAUGAGGAGGUUCUUGAUGAAGAAAAACAGCCAAAGCCCCGUUGUGACUUGGAACAAGGAAAAGGCCUCCCACUCAUUUACGGGGAACCUCCUCCAGAACUCAUUGGAGUUCCUUUGGAAGAUUUGGAUACAUUUUACAGUGAUCAGAAAACAUACAUCAUCCUCAACAAAGGAAAUACCAUAUUCCGGUUCACUGCCGCUCCGGCUCUCUACAUGUUGGAUCCAUUCAACCCUAUCCGGAAUGGUGCUAUCAAAGUGCUUACACAUUCAUUGUUCAGUAUGUUUAUCAUGAUAACCAUCUUAGCCAACUGUGUCUUCAUGACUAUGAGUAACCCUCCAAUAUGGGCCAAAGAUGUGGAAUACACCUUUACUGGCAUUUAUACUUUUGAGGCUAUGAUCAAGGUACUUGCUCGGGGAUUCUGUAUUGACAGCUUUACAUUCCUGCGAGAUCCUUGGAAUUGGCUGGAUUUCAGUGUCAUCGUCAUGGCUUAUGUCACAGAGUUCGUAGACUUGGGCAACGUCUCUGCUCUACGGACAUUCCGUGUUCUUCGAGCGCUAAAAACUAUCACUGUCAUUCCAGGUCUAAAAACAAUUGUGGGAGCUUUGAUCCAGUCUGUGAAGAAGCUCGCUGAUGUGAUGAUCCUCACUGUGUUCUGUUUGGCGGUCUUUGCCCUCAUUGGCCUGCAACUGUUCAUGGGGAACUUGCGACAAAAGUGUGUUCGAUGGCCACCUUUUUCCAAUGACACCCUGCAGGAUGCAUUAGGCCCAUCCUUCACCAGUGACUCCCUGCAGGAUGUCUUAUGGAGGGAUCCACUUGACAACAGCACUCUGAAUGACAAUUUUACUCUCACUGGGACCUUUGACUGGCAUGAGUACAUUAACAAUGAAGACAAUUUCUAUUUCCUCGAUGGUGCACUUGAUGCUUUGCUCUGUGGGAACAGCUCUGAUGCUGGACAGUGUCCAGAAGGAUUUCUCUGCAUGAAAGCUGGCCGAAACCCAAAUUACGGCUAUACAAGCUAUGACACCUUCAGCUGGGCUUUCCUUUCACUUUUUCGCCUCAUGACUCAGGACUAUUGGGAGAAUCUCUUCCAAUUGACUUUGCGAGCAGCUGGGAAAACAUACAUGAUCUUCUUUGUUGUGAUCAUAUUCUUGGGCUCUUUCUAUCUCAUCAAUUUAAUCCUGGCUGUGGUGGCAAUGGCCUACGCAGAACAGAAUGAUGCCACCUUACAGGAAGAAAAAGAAAAAGAAGAAGAGUUCCAGCAGAUGGUAGAACAGCUGAAAAAGCAUCAAGAGGAGCAACAAAGACUGCUUCAAGCACAGACAGCAACUAACAGUUCUGCAGAAAGCAUUAUAGUGGAAAAAAAGCAAAAAGGAGAAUUAGACGAAAAGGCUCAGAGUGAUCAAGAGGGACCAAAAGAUUGCAAUGGUCGUGCCAUCCCACGUUUGGUGUUGGAGAGAUCAGCUACAGUACGUGAGUCAAAUCCAAGGGAAGAACAUGAGAAAUCUCAUCAAAACCAUUUGUAUGUGGAUGGUGUUGAGGGGAAGGGUUUGGAGAAGCGAGUAGGGAGUGCAGUCAGUGUGGUCUCCAGUACUCUUGAAGAACUGGAAGAGGCCCACCAGAAGUGCCCACCAUGGUGGUAUAAGUUUGCCCACGCGGUAUUAAUAUGGAACUGUUGUCCAGUUUGGGUGAAGCUAAAGCACAUUAUUAAGCUCAUUGUCCUGGACCCUUUUGUUGAUUUGGGGAUCACCAUCUGCAUUGUCCUUAAUACUGUCUUCAUGGCCAUGGAACACUACCCAAUGACUGAAGAGUUCAACAAUGUAUUGAAUGUGGGCAAUCUGGUAAGAGAACUGCUCUUCAUACUUUAAUUUGAUAGUGUGAUAUCUCUGAGGUGCUUGCAAGA
Messenger RNA from Thamnophis sirtalis, 2234 nucleotides. NCBI's taxonomy places the organism in Eukaryota, Metazoa, Chordata, Lepidosauria, Squamata, Natricidae. The record is from RefSeq and is a predicted model, not a curated record.